AUGCCACCAACAACAUUGAACAUGGACAUUACAGUCCUUCCUCCAGACGUAUUAUCACUAUAUGAUGAAUCUUUCUAUGAAUUAGUUCGUAAACUAGCUGGUCCCAUAGAAGCCGACUUACUUGAACUACAAGCAAUUCGUAGUGCUUAUUCAUUGAUUCAUACUGAGGAUAUAUUUGAUAUAUUGAAUAAUAAUAUUACAUUAGCAUCUCAACCAUCAGCACAAAUUCUACCUACCUCUUCACCAUUAUCGUCAACUACGGUAACAGGAACAAAAGGUGCAGUACCAUCGAUUACUUCGAUUGAUGGUUCUAUUACAAAAGCUGGUGGAAAGAUCAUUGAAGAUGAAUUUCGAUAUGAUGCUCUUAGGGAUCUCCAAACUUCAAACAAUUAUCAACUAGCUGUCUGUUCUGAGGAUUGUACAGGCGUGAUCCAGAAGGUGGUAUAUGAUGCAUCUACUAAUUCAUUCAUCAGAUUCUCAACUCCACUCGAUCAUGGAGUACCUGUUACACAAUUUUUUCAAACUGAUUCGUAUGAUCAAUUGAAAGAGUAA
Molecule: messenger RNA, 552 nt
Organism: Rotaria socialis
Lineage: Eukaryota; Metazoa; Rotifera; Eurotatoria; Philodinida; Philodinidae
Source: the annotation of a GenBank genome assembly